UUGGGCAGACGACAGCAGGAAUGCCGUAGAGCAAUUCUAAGGGAGAGGAGGACCCGCAACGAGAAAACACCUUGCAUGCAUCUCUCCUUUUGCUAUUUUCACCCCCUUUUCUACUUUUUUUUUGUAUCGAAUUCCCGCCCAGCCUACGGGAAGAAGCGACGCCAGCGCCUCUCCGCGUAUUCGAGUGGAGAGAAAACAUUGCCAUUCGGCCGUUUCCAAGCCGGCUGGCUCCCGUAACCAAAACAGACGACGCGAAGUGGCUGCGCACGGCACGCGUACCUGAAGGCGGCUCUCUGCAAAAAAGUGUAACUCCUGCAGCUUUGUGUGUUUCGUUUUGCGUUUACGAAGCGUUCUUUUGUGACCAGUGUAAAUAUCGGCCGCAAACGAAAGCUUGGAUACAACUAUCGAGUUUCUUCUGUUCCGUCGGCUGUGUCUUCUCCGGGUGCAGAAUUCAAACCGGCAGUUGUCAGCCAAGUGGAUCCGAAGAGAUACACAGCACCUGUUUACUGGAUCGCGUUGCUGCAACCGCUUUCAGCAUCGGAAUACGUAUACGUUGCUCCACUGCUCGUGCUGACUGUAGUUGCUGAGUGUUGACAACAUUGGCUAUUGAAUGUUGAAAGGUAUGCUUGUGUGAGAAGAAGGUGCAACAAUUUGAUGGUGCUAUGGGCCCAGCGGGAUUAGUGCUCCUUCUUGUGCUCCUGGUGGAAGGAUGUGCAGCGGAGGAUGCCUCUAAUUGCUACACGAGCGGUGGCGUUGCCGGGAUUGUGGUGGCCACCGCUGUGGUGACUGCGGUGUUGAUCGCGCUCGUCCUCGGCGCUCUGUGGUACCUGCGGCGUAGGCGAAAAGGUUUUCGAACAGACAACAUCCUCAACGGAAAUGCACCCAAGACCGCAGGAAGUGGCGAUGGAAAGUACGCCUAUGACAACCCUUAUUUCCGGGAUGAAGAGAGCGCGGUGGACACCACGGAUAAAGGCCGAGCACCGAACGCUUCCUCCGAAAGCCCUCAACAGUCAGCCACUCUCCCAAAGACCAACGGCACCACGAAAACCACUUGGAUGCCUUGGACGAGCAAAGCUAUUCCGUUUUCGGGGGUCUUUACCCAGGCGAAGAGACAUCGGACAAUGGACGACUCCUGCCUUCCCAUGGAGCCUGAAAGAAUCAUCGUCCCUCUGCGCGGCCAUGACUUCACCGGUCUGGGCUUCAACAUCUGCGGCAACAUGAGAGACGGCAUCUUUGUCAAGGACGUGCUGAACCGGGGACCUGCCAACGAGUCCGGCAUUGUCAAAGCCGGGGACCGGAUCGCCAGCGUAACAGUCUCCUUCAACAAUAUGGUGUACGAAGAUGCCCUCACCAUCCUCAGUUACGCUUCCCCGUACGACGUCAAGUUAGAGAUCGUCAAACCCGGAGAAAAGCGGAGCGGCUUUCCGUCGGUGACCUCUUCUGGCAAGCUUUCCCUCGCUUCCAGGACAAGUGGCAAGAGUCAGAGACUAUUUCAUCCGUUGUACAGAAGUCAGUCGAUCGACGACCUCACACAAAUCGGAAAAGACGGUACCGCAACCCCAACGCAGAGCAGCGUUCAGCCGAAGAGGUCUCAGAGCAUUGGAGUCGCCACGCAGCUGAUGAAGUCUAGUCCGAGAAGUGUGGACAUUGGUGGCGGCGACUGUUACGGAAGUCCCAAGAAGGCGAGAGCCGCUUCUUCUACGACGGGGUCGCUGAAUGAGAAGGUUCUCACCACAGCCAUGCACGACAGCUCGCACGCAAAACCUGUUGUGGUCCCAGAGAGCGUACGCAAAGAGGACAUUACAGUACAGACGUCCGCUCAAGUGGAGGACACAGAGGACAAAGUCAUUGAUGCAGGGGAUGUUACUGUCACUAGAGCUAAAGAAGCGCCAAGGGCGAAAGAAAGUGUUGAGACAGAGGUCGAAGAGCCCGUGAUAACGCCGACGAGAAAGCCCGUUUCAACACCGAAUAAACGAAAAGCUCCAGCGCCUCCUACGCCAAAUAACUCGAUUAAAACAACCGCGCAGGUUCAUCGUAUUGAUGAGAAACGGGUAUGUACUGAUGACGGAGAAAGAGAUAGAGCCAGAAGUUCCUCUUCGUCAUCCUGCUCCAGCAGAGGUGACGACAAACCCACAAGCAACGUGACGACAGUCUCGCUAACGGCAGCUCCCCCUGACGAUGACACGGGCAAAGAAAGCAACAACGAAGUUCCCGGCACCACUGGGGAAGAAUACGACUCCGCUGCGUCACAGUUCUCAGAUGAUCAUUCGGAAACCGCAAGAGGCAAUGAGACGCCAACCAAGAGGAAAGCGUCUUCGACGGGAGACCUGACAGCCAUCGAAGAUGUCAGCAAGAAGUCACCAACGGUGCUGGAACGUGCGGUUUCCUUAGAUUUUAAGAGUGGUGUUCUUCCAGAGGGCAACCUUAACUUUCAGAAGUGCAUCAUGAAGAAGGACGAAGCACUUUUUCCAGGAUACCAACGUCUUAAUGGCACCGGACGAGCGAAGACACUGACAGAAGAAUCAUCGCUGUCUGACUCCGAGUCGGAUGAUGAUAAGCGCAACGGACAUUACGAACGCAUAUACGGCGAGACUCCAUCUGGGGAGGACGUUUCCUACGGGAGCUCGAUCUCGCCAGUGACCAUGAAGUCGCUGUCCACCGUUGAAAUGCCAAAGGACACCGUAAGCCCAGGAAGCUUACCUCGCACAAUCUUCAUCCGCGAAACUGUGGUCGUUGAAACUAAGCCUCGUCCGACCAGCCGUCUGUCUUCCGAAGAUGUCGCCAUCAUCACGCCGGAACCAGAGAGCCCGGAACGCGUCGUAUCGCCGAGUUUUUCGUUCGAAAUGGAGCAGUCGUCGUUAAACCCGAACAUGUCUUCUGGUAUCUUCUCCUAUUCACCAGAUGAUGAUGAUAAGAAAGAGACGACUCCUAUCGUGACGUCGACCCCAGCGCAUCGCGUUAUCACAGUGGAAAGCAUUCGCAUUCCAAAAGAACAGAAUGCAGAAUCCUUUCUUGAAAGCAGUAGCGAUAAGGAAGUGAUUGAAAUCACCAAACGGGAACUGGACAAUGUCAUGCUUUCUCACAAGGACUUCCUGCUAAAGACCGCACAGGCAACAGGCAUGUACAGCGGACUUAGCAAGACAGACUCGGGAGGCGAAGCGGACAGCAUCAAAUUUGAGUCGUGGCACUAUACAGAUGCGGACAACGGCAGUCCAACAAAUGGCACAAAUGGGAAUAGCAGGUCUUCCUUAAGCCACUAUAAGACAGCCGUAGAGGGCAGCACCAGUGGCAUCAGCCUAGGAAGCACGCCUCAGAAAAUAAUAUUUCCGGAUGUCACAGGAUAUUCUACCAGGGUGUCGGAAGGGCCCCUAACAACCACCGUUCUUAUUUCCACGACAGAUCCGUCUACACUCCAGAUGCAUGCUUCUGAAACUACGGAUUCGCCUCCACCCGAACUGUAUCGGCCGAUCUAGAGUAUUCUUGACAUUUGAAAAGGAGGCGGAACAUGCACCUGUCUCUUGUGUAAAUAGCAUAUUCUGUUGCAUUAUUUCUUGUAAAUACGGGACAUUUUCUCGCAGUGGAGUGUGCCUUGUAAAAUAGAUUCUUGGGUUGGACCAUCCCGAAUAGCAGUAGUCUUUGGAAUACCUACUUAAGUAAUUCGGUGACAGCUAUGUUUCAAAUUGAAAGUUUUUACAGUGUCACCAUGUUUCUCAAAUAACGCGUAUAUUUUUUAUUGUAGGAACUGAAGCUAUUAAUCUAUUAAUACAUUGAGUGAGUGCAUGCUGCUCAGCAAAUUGGCAAUGCUUUGCAAUGCAACAAGAGCCAUAAUCGUGUACAUUAGACAUUUUCAAUGUGGACCACGACAUUGGAAAUAUUUCCAAUUUCAAACAUGGAAUGAGUAUGUUUGUUAUGCACGUGGGAUCAAACACAAAAUUUAUAUUUAUUGAUCAAUUAUUUCUCUUCUGUAAACUUUGUCCCUGGGAGAGAUUAGACGCUCAUACUUUCUCAUGUUCAAACAUGUCACAUGUCUGCACAGCGUGACUAAAGUGUUUUAGCUUUGCCAGCUCUUUCACCAAGUCCUUCUGCACCGUUUACAAGGAAAAAAAGGCAUAAGGAUUUUAAAGAAGAUGCGCACAACCAAAUGGUUUGCAGUGUUAAGGCAUAUUUCUGUGCAAAGAAAAUCACUGCUACACACUGUACACAAAAGAAGAAAACCAUACCACACUCAUCUUCUGAUCUUGGUGUGACAGCUUGUAUUGUACAUCUCUAAAAUACAGACCCGUCAAGGCUUUAACGCUCCACAGCAUCCUGGCUACACAUCCUUGCGCCACAUCAUAUCCACCAUCUGCAUGUCUUCCAAACUCGUUAAUGUGCACUACUCCAUACUCAAUUCCACGUUUGAGACUUUCGCUAUUCAUUUAACUGUAGCUUUUAAUGUACGAGGUAGCAAUUCCUGUCCACUGUUUUAACAAUGCAUCAGGAAUGGCAGUAAGUCACUAUAGUUCCCGAUGGAUACACUGCAGCUAUUUUUUCCAGGUCCAUGCCAGUGCCUUCAAAUUUCACUUUGUAUAAUCAUGUUUUGCAAUCGUUAAGCCAUAACCAAAUGUAUAUUGAAUUAGAAAAGGCCUUUUGAUGGCUUGCUUUGCAUUCGUUGAGAGUGCCCCUGCAAAGCUGGCAGUGAUGACAGAUGUUGAAAUGUUUUAUAGUAACCCAGCACUGUUAGGGGCUCGUAAAUGCCGGCUUUACGUAUGUAGCAAAUGGUGAGCAAGUUGCGCGUUUAAUGACCGAGUCCAUGUUGUGAACUAUCUAAUGGUGGAAGUGCAAUGAAAUGUAAAUAAAAUCAUUGUGCUCAUAA
Messenger RNA from Ornithodoros turicata, 4855 nucleotides. RefSeq lists its product as uncharacterized. Gene Ontology annotation, molecular function: protein binding. NCBI's taxonomy places the organism in Eukaryota, Metazoa, Arthropoda, Arachnida, Ixodida, Argasidae. Gene Ontology annotation, cellular component: cytoplasm; nucleus. The transcript has 6 exons. The record is from RefSeq and is a predicted model, not a curated record. Gene Ontology annotation, biological process: regulation of RNA splicing. Bases 663 to 3473 code for a protein of 936 amino acids.